AUGGUUCCACCCAUCGUCAAAAAGAGCUACUGGACCCUCGCGGUGCUGGGCGGCAUCUGGGCGCUCCUGCUCGCUCUUGUGUACAUGCACAAGCUGCACCAUGGAUACUUCCAGAACGUGAAGAACCCGGAGGAAUUCGGAUUUGCGAAGGGUCAAGUCACGCCGUUCUGGCUUGAGACUAGUGAUCGGGAGAAGCUUUUCUGCUGGCACGUGCUCCCGCUGGAUGUCUAUCUGGAUCAUGAGAGGGAGCUUGUGAGCAGUGUGCAGGACGAUGUCGUGGAGAGCGGGGAGUUCAAGAAUACGUUGGGGGCGAGGUUGCUGAGGGAGGAUAAGGACGGCUGGCGUCCCUCGAUUUACCGCUCCAUGAGCGGUAUUUCGCACACGCACACACUCGUGUGCGACUACCGCGGCUUUGGCAUCUCCACAACGAACAACAAACCUCAUCUACCCACGGAAACCGGCCUCAUCACGGACGGUAUAUCCAUCGUAUCCUUCGUUCUCAACGAGCUCCAACAUCCCGCUUCCCGCACCAUUCUCCUAGGCCAAAGUCUCGGCACCGCUGUAACAGCAGCAACAGCACUGUACUUCACAGACCCAGACUCUGCUCUCCUCCCACAGGGGCUUGUGCACCCUCCAGUCGCAGCAAAAGCCCCGCAGCCCUUCGCAGGCGUGAUCCUCGCCGCAGCCUUCACUGACUUACCUACUCUCCUGAAGACCUACAAAGUCAAAGGCAUCGUCCCCAUCCUCUCGCCCCUGCAGAACUACCCUAAAAUAGCAAAUUUUCUAUCAGCAAGAAUUAUAGACACAUGGCCCACGCUGGCCCGCCUGCGUGCUCUCAUCACCGCCGCUACAGGUUCCUCCACACCCUUCCAUAUAACCAUCCUGCACGCCCGGAACGACCAGGAGUUUCCCUUCCAGAUUGCAGAAACCGUCUACAGUCCCCUGGAAACACUUAUGCUAGCGGAAGAAGGAGCGAGUAGUGUGAGCGAGAGGAGGAGCAUUCAGGGUGGGGAGAGGGUGCAGAGAGGUGCGUUUGCGUAUAGGAAGGUGGAGACGAAGGAAGGGGAGAGGACCGUGGAGGUCGAGGUUGUGAGGUACGGUGGGCAUAGUGAGGGUGUGGGGUGGGGGCAGGUCAAUUUGGCGGUCAGGAGGGCGUGGAGGAGGGUGGAUGGGGAAGGGUGA
Molecule: messenger RNA, 1182 nt
Organism: Didymosphaeria variabile
Lineage: Eukaryota; Fungi; Ascomycota; Dothideomycetes; Pleosporales; Didymosphaeriaceae
Exons: 4
Coding region: 1-1182 (393 amino acids)
Source: RefSeq, a predicted model, not a curated record